This is a messenger RNA of Aspergillus oryzae RIB40, 1377 nucleotides long. Its product is annotated as glycoside hydrolase family 76 protein. Gene Ontology annotation, biological process: carbohydrate catabolic process; fungal-type cell wall biogenesis. The transcript is spliced from 4 exons. The record is from RefSeq and is a predicted model, not a curated record. Gene Ontology annotation, molecular function: mannan endo-1,6-alpha-mannosidase activity. Lineage: Eukaryota; Fungi; Ascomycota; Eurotiomycetes; Eurotiales; Aspergillaceae. Bases 1 to 1377 code for a protein of 458 amino acids.
AUGGUUCAGGGAGUGAAUUGGUUAAAUGGAGGGGCAUUGGUAUAUUUGGGGGUUCAGCUGCUGCGCACAGUGAAGGCUUUCUCUGUGGAUGUCAGCUCUGAGCAGUCCAUCAAAGAUGCGGCCAGCACAGCGGCAUACGGAAUGAUGCACUACUAUCACGGAAACGAGUCCGGCAACAUUCCUGGAAAACUACCCGACACCUGGUGGGAAGGGGGCGCCAUGUUUAUGACCCUGAUCGAGUACUGGCACUUUACGGGCGACGCGACAUACAAUGACGAAGUUAGCGAGGGAAUGCAAUGGCAGGCGGGAGACGGAGACUAUAUGCCUUCGAACUGGAGCUCUUACCUUGGAAAUGAUGAUCAAAUGUUCUGGGGACUGGCCGCGAUAACGGCUGCCGAGUUACAGUUCCCCGAAGUGAGCGAUGGAUACUCGUGGCUUUCUCUGGCCCAAGGUGUGUUUAACACACAGGUCAAGCGGUGGGAUACCUCAUCAUGCGCUGGAGGCAUGCGUUGGCAGAUUUGGACUUACGAGGCCGGGUAUCGCAUGAAGAAUUCUAUCUCGAACGGUGGUCUAUUUCAACUGGCUGCGCGCCUCGCUCGCUAUACCAAUAACCAAACAUACGCCGAUUGGGCUGAGAAGAUAUGGGACUGGUCAGCUUCUACUCCUCUUUUAAACACCAACACUUGGAAUGUCGCCGAUUCAACAGAUGUGGAUGACAAUUGUACAUCGCAAGGUAACACGCAGUGGACUUAUAAUUAUGGUGCUUACAUUGGCGGUGCCGCAUACAUGUAUAACUACACGAACGGUAGCACCACAUGGCUUACUGCCGUGAAUGGUCUACUCAAUGCAACCAUUGACGGAUUCUUCCCGACAAAGUACGGCGGCAACAUCAUGUCCGACUACACUUGUGAAACGACCGAGGUUUGCAACAACAACGAGAUCAUUUUCAAGGGGCUCCUUUCCAUGUGGUUGGCCUUUACAGCUCUACUAGUACCAUCGACAUACAGCACGAUUAUUCCCAAACUCCAAGGUUCCGGUGUGGCGGCUGCUGAAACCUGCACUGGACACAACAACAACAGUUGCGGUGUUGUAUGGUAUAACUCGACUUGGGACGGCUGGAGUGGACUCGAAGAACAGAUGAGCGUUACGAGUAUUUUGGCAGCGAAUAUGAUCGGGCUGAAUACCUCAGGUGCGCCAGUCACGUCGACAACCGGAGGAAAUAGUACCAGCGAUCCUACGGCUGGAGAAAGUGAUAAUGAAGGGAGCUCUUCUACAACGACAAAAGUUACAACGGGCGAUGUUGUCGGCGCGUCAAUCGUUACCAUUGUACUCGUUGCUGUACCUAUCGCUAUGGUAGUGCUACUCAUCUUCACAUAG